Messenger RNA from Puccinia graminis f. sp. tritici CRL 75-36-700-3, 1086 nucleotides. RefSeq lists its product as uncharacterized. Lineage: Eukaryota; Fungi; Basidiomycota; Pucciniomycetes; Pucciniales; Pucciniaceae. The transcript is spliced from 5 exons. The record is from RefSeq and is a predicted model, not a curated record. The coding region runs from base 153 to 737 and encodes 194 amino acids. Gene Ontology annotation, cellular component: cytoplasm. Gene Ontology annotation, biological process: protein folding.
CACAAGCAGCUGCGGUGGAGCAAGGUCGGAGGCUGCGGGGCUGCAUUGAAAACCCGUCGGGGGACCCGCAUGAUCACAAAUUUUCGAACUUCGCGGCCCGUCCCAUCUCUGGAAUACGGUACCAUCGCUCGUAUCCGUUUGAGACAUUCGCAAUGGCAAAGCUGACCCCAGCCGAGUACGACGCACUUUCCCCAGAGGAACGAAAGGCACACGAUGAAGCUGAGAGCGAGAGGGAAAGAGAAGAGCAAGCUAAGCUUCCGUUUACGUGGAAGCAAAGCUUACAGGACGUUACCCUCAACAUCCCCGUCCCUCCCGGAACGAAGGCACGCGACCUCGUAGUGGAGAUCAAGAAAACGAAGCUUAAAGUCGGCCUGAAAGGCAAAGAACCAAUCAUGGAUGGCACUCUGUGUAAAGAAAUCAAGCAGGAAGAAUCUACCUGGACAUUGGACGACAAUAAAGAAAUCAAUCUUCACCUGGAGAAAAUCAAUCAAAUGUCAUGGUGGGAGAACGUUCUGACGCAUCAUCCGAAGAUUGACACGACCAAGAUCACACCUGAGAACAGUAAACUGAGCGAAUUGGAUGGGGAGACACGGGCGAUGGUCGAGAAAAUGAUGUUCGAUAACCAGCAGAAACAAAUGGGCAAGCCGACAUCUGACGAGCAGAAAAAGCUCGAGAUGCUGGAAAAGUUCAAAGCCGCGCAUCCAGAGAUGGACUUUUCGAAUGCGAAGAUUGGCUGAUCUCGAACACUUUCCAACCGGAGAAACUUACAUCUUGUGAUUUUUUGGGAAUCAGAUGAUACUUUGCAACAACUAUUGUAACUCAACAGAGCUAGCAAUAGUAAUAGAAAAAACAAUGCUGAAGUAGGCAAGACCGUAAGAGUAUCUCAGAAAAAUGAUCUGAAAGGGAAGGUCAAAAUAUUCAAAGGAUGAAAUUGGUGUAUGAAUCAAGUCCUUCAAGUUCCAGUAAAAACGAUGCAAGCCGAAGUGGUUUCACACUUUGUUAUAUCCAAGUGUGAUUAGUGUGUAACAGAUGUGGGUGGCUUUUGAAACCUAUCCAAAACUGGCAAUGCAGAGUGGUGCACAGUGA